Symbiodinium sp. CCMP2456 is the source of this 2655-nucleotide messenger RNA. The record is from the annotation of a GenBank genome assembly. NCBI's taxonomy places the organism in Eukaryota, Dinophyceae, Suessiales, Symbiodiniaceae.
AUGGUCAAGGACGGGACACCCAGGUCCUAUGGCCCCUCUGUGAGCAUUGACACGAGGACCAGCGGUGAUGUGUCAGAUGACUGGCACGCUUUCCUGGACCAGCACCCUGCCCUUGAGCAGGUGUUCGCUUUGGGAAAAGUGACGUUCUCCAAGCAUUCAUCGAGGAGCUCCAGUCUUACUUUGAACGCCACGAUCACCAACACAGGCUCCACCGCCUGGUCUUCCGCGGUGCUGCAGGCUGUGCAUGGGUCGGACAUGGGCAUCUCAAGCUUGCCAUUGAGCGGGGUCGUCGAGCCUGGCAAAGAUUGCAAGGUGUCUCUGCGACUAAGAUUGCCGCACGAGGAUGUGAUUCCAGCAUCCAUGUGGGCUUUGAGUAUAGACGACCGCGUGUUCGGUCCACUGCUCCUGCUCGAGUUGGAGCAAGAGAACGACGUUUCAGGUAGUGCGCUGCUGAAGGAGCAAAAAGCCUCUGCUCGCAUCUUCGAUGCACCAGGGCGUCUCUGGAGUGACAAGGCGCUUCGGGAAGAUUCGGAAAGAGUGGGUGAUAUCUCCGAGGAAUGGGCAGCCGACCUUGCCAAGACGGGUAUGGCGCAGGCUCAGAUGUCGUCAGACUCGGACGAAUCCAGCGUAAAGCUAUGUGAGCCCAUUGCAGGAACACAGGAGAAACUUUUUGGCCAGAAGGCACCAGCCUCCGUUUGGUCAGUGGCAGAUCUCUCGGCUGCGAAGUCGUGCCGAUUAGCCAGCAGGUGGGCCCUGGGCUGUCGCCUGAGAUGCGCCCUGGGCUGUCCUCGGUUCGGCCCAGACACCGGUGCCAAGGUGUGGGCCUUGGCAGACCGGGAACGCUUCUUUGGGCCGUUGCUGAUUCUGGAGCUAAGCGAGUCGUGCUUCGUGAGGAAUGCCCUGGAUGGCGACAUACCAGUGCCACUGAGCAAGCAUGCGAAGACAGACAGGGGGCAUCGAGUGCACAUUGGAGUCCGAACGCCAGAUCGCAGCGCCAGCGCCAUGCCACUCGCUCGAACGCUUUCUCCGCUUGGCGUUAGCAGCCCCGAGCUGCCUGGAAUGGUAAAGUCUGACACGGACUGGCCAGGCGAUGGCCUUCUCGGAGUCCAGUCUCGCUUGGAUAGACUCUCCGAGCAGGUCGACGCAUGCCUCUCGGAGAUCUUGACUUUGAAGUCCACACACACAGCGCCUUCCCCCGCUCGUGGCCCUCAAACAAUGGUGGUUCCCUCCACGCCGCCAGUGCGAUCCUCCAUUGUUUCGAGGGCAUCAUCAGCAUCCGACUCUGCUCAGGAGGAGCGCCCCCGAUUGAACCGGUCAUCCAUCAUGUCGCAAGUAACUGUAAGCACCUCCGGGAUCAGCGCGCGAACCACGCUUAGCGGCGGCUUCGGGAGGCAGCAGCUGAUGGCCUACAACGAGUUCGGUAACGCAGAAGUGGUCAGUCGCAGGCAGCUUUCACGUAGAUUGGGGCAAUAUCGACGACGAGCGCGAGCCGAAGAAAGGUUUCUCGACGAUCCAGCAGAUGCCCACGCAAGUGCUGCCAAGCAGUGGCUUGUUCAGAGGAGCCGCUGUGACGCAGUGUGGAUAAUGCUGGAUGAGCCCGACUCUAGCCGAGUGGCUUGGUGGAUCGCGCUCUUGCUCAGGCUGUUCGUGGUCGCUAGCAUCGUUAUGAUGUUUCUACAGGUUGGAGAUGAAACCUCGCUGAUUGAUCUGACAACCGCUGCAGUUCUAGAGACAGUGAUCGACUCAGUAUUCUUUAUUGAGUUUUUGUGUCGCGUACUCUCCGCACCGUCGAAGAAGACAUACGUCCUGGACCUUUACAACUGGGCAGAUAUACUUUCGGCUUCAGGCCUGGUUCUGCGCUCCUCCAUGGGUUUCGUCCCAGCGCCAUCGUCGUCUCCAGAAGACAACGUCGUGCAGGCGCUGCUCUUAUACGUCCUGCCAGUCGUGCGCUUGCUAAAGUUGCUGAGAUACAUCAGCUCCUUUCGACUGCUGAUUGAUGCUGUUUCGAACUCCCUGGAGUCCCUGCCAGUUCUUCUUUACACGAUGGGCUUGAUCGUCAUGGCUUCUGCCAGUGGCUUGUACCUGGUUGAGGCGAGGUCGAACAUUCCGACCUUGGCACACUCAGUUUGGCUUGCCAUUGUAACAAUGACGACGGUGGGCUACGGCGAUUUCGCGCCGAAAUCUACCGCGGGCUUUGUGAUCGCCUCGAUCCUGACAGUUGUAAGCGUGCUGUUCAUCGCUAUGCCCGUCGGGCUUGUCGGUUACGAGUUCACAGUUUGUUGGCAGAAUCGUGCCAAAGUGCUCCUAUUAGCGCGGGCUCGCAAGCGCUUCGCGCAGUGGGGCUAUCAAGGUCGCGAUGUGCAACUGCUGUUUGAGUACGCAGACACAGACAGGGACGGAUCUCUAAAUCUUCUGGAAUUUUGCGAGCUCCUCAGUGAAAUGAAGCUUGGCCUGCCCAGUGACAGCAUCAUUGAGCUUUUCCAGCUUUUUGAUGACGAUGACAAUGGCUUCGUUGACUUGACAGAAUUUGUUCGAGUGAUCUUUCCGGAUGAAGAUGAAGAUGGCGCUGUCACACCUUCAGGUUCCAUCAGAGCAUCUGUGGUAGCUUCAACAUCGAACCUACCUGCAGUGCAGGAGAUAGAAGAGUCAGAGUAG